AUGGCUCCUCCUCUUCCUCUGAUCUUUCUACUCAUGAUCGUUGGAGCUUUUGGAGCAGAGUGGAGUGUGAAGUACAACCAACAGGAAAUAUGUGCUUUAAAAGGAUCCACAGUUUUUAUGAACGGAACUUAUACUCAUCCAGAGCGUCUUACAGUGACAGAGACUUUUUGGGACAUAGAUCUAGUUCAGGGUGUGGAGCCGACUGAUUUGUCUGAAGACCCAGAUUAUUCAGGCAGAGUUGAGUGUUUAACUGAUGAACAGAAACACUUCUCCCUCAAACUGAGUGAUGUAAUGAAGAAGGAUGAACAUCAGUACUGUUUCAGAAUCAUAACAAAUGAAGAAAAAGAAAAAUGGGCAGCUACACCUGGAGUUCAGCUCAGAGUUACAGAGCUCCAUGUAGAAACUCCUGAAGAAGUGACAGAGGGAGAAACAGCAGAUCUGACAUGUAAAACCACCUGCAAUCUGACUGACCCAACAUUCAUCUGGUACAAAAAUGGACGUCCUUUAACCACAAAGACCAUCAAGAACAACCAGCUCCACCUGCAGACAGUCAGCAGUGAGGAUGCAGGCAGUUAUAGCUGUGCUGUAAGAGGACAUCAACUUAACUCUACUGCUCACAACCUCAGAGUCAGAUAUCCCCCAAAGAAUGUCUCAGUGUCCAUCAGUCCCUCUGGUGAAAUAGUGGAGGGCAGUUCAGUGACUCUGACCUGCAGCAGUGAUGCAAACCCACCUGUGAAGAACUACACCUGGUUUAAGGGAUCAACAUCAGUAGAAGAAGGAAAAUCCCACAACAUUCCCAAAAUCAGAUCUGAGGACAGUGGAGAAUACACAUGCCAGAGUCGUAAUGAACAUGGAGAGAGAAACUCCAACGCUGUGCAGAUUAAUGUUACAUAUCCUCCAAAGAAUGUCUCAGUGUCCAUCAGUCCCUCUGGUGAAAUAGUGGAGGGCAGUUCAGUGAACCUGACCUGCAGCAGUGAUGCAAACCCACCUGUGAAGAACUACACCUGGUUUAAGGGAUCAACAUCAGUAGGCAAAGAAAAAAAUUACAGCAUUCCCAACAUCAGAUCUGAGGACAGUGGAGAAUACACAUGCCAGAGUCGGAAUGAUCAUGGAGAGAGAAGAUCCACUGCUGUGCAGAUUAAUGUUACAUAUCCUCCAAAGAACAUCUCAGUGUCCAUCAGUCCCUCUGGUGAUAUAGUGGAGGGCAGUUCAGUGACUCUGACCUGCAGCAGUGAUGCAAACCCACCUGUGAAGAUCUACACCUGGUUUAAGGGAUCAACAUCAGUAGGAGAAGGAAAAACCUACAGCAUUCCCAACAUCAGAUCUGAGGACAGUGGAGAAUACACAUGCCAGGGUCGGAAUGAACAUGGAGAGAGAAACUCCACUGCUGUGCAGAUUAAUGUUGCAUAUUCUCCAAAGAAUGUCUCAGUGUCCAUCAGUCCUUCUGGUGAAAUAGUGGAGGGCAGUUCAGUGAAUCUGACCUGCAGCAGUGAUGCAAACCCACCUGUGAAGAUCUACACCUGGUUUAAAGAAGGUGGAACCUCACCUGUAGGCUCUGGACAGAAUUACAGCAUCAUCAACAUCACUGCUGACCACACUGGACUGUACUACUGUGAAGCUCAGAAUGACCUUGCAGCUCUGAAUGGAACUGUGAUGGAUGAUGUCCUCUACACCACCAUCACACACAGCACAUCCAGACCUGUACAGGCUGUUGCUUCUGCUGACUCUGGAGCUGAUGAUGGUCUGUAUGCUACAGUCAGUAUUCAGAAUGAUGAAGUGACCAGCACUGACCAGCAGGGGGAGCCGCAAUAUGCCAGUGUUACAUUCCACCACCACACUGCUGCCACUGGGAAAAAGAGGCAGGAUGGAACUACGGGCCAGCAAAACUAUGCGAAUGUGAAUCAAACAGGCCGUAACACACCUCCUCCUGGUGAUGACACAUCCAGUGUUCCUGAGAAGGCGACUGAUGCUAUUCCAUCCUGUAACUUCACCCUUUCUGCUCCCAGACCCUGCUGUGAUCCAUUCCAUGGUUUCAUCUUCUCGCACUUGCUUAAAGAGGCCCUGAUUGCUUGGUCAGGAGGAGGCUUCCUCACUGUAUUGCUGUUGUCUUUUGUGUACAUUUUGUAA
Colossoma macropomum (tambaqui) is the source of this 2127-nucleotide messenger RNA. RefSeq names its product B-cell receptor CD22-like. The coding region runs from base 1 to 2127 and encodes 708 amino acids. The transcript has 11 exons. The record is from RefSeq and is a predicted model, not a curated record. NCBI's taxonomy places the organism in Eukaryota, Metazoa, Chordata, Actinopteri, Characiformes, Serrasalmidae.